AUGGAUCUCCCUUAUUACCACGGUCCCCUGACCAAAAGAGACUGUGAGAUUUUGCUGCUCAGGGAAGGUGUGGAUGGCAAUUAUCUGUUAAGGGACAGCGAGUCAGUGCCAGGAGCCCUGUGCCUCUGUGUCUCGUUUAAAAAUUUGGUUUACACCUAUCGAAUCUUCAAAGAGACACGUGGGUGCUAUGUGAUACAGACCGUAGAAGGCACUCGGAAUCAGAUCUUUCCAAACCUGAAGGAACUAAUCUCCAAAUACGAAAAACCAAAUCAAGGACUGGUGAUUCCUCUUUUAACCCCAGUAAAGAAAAUGAAUAUAUGCCCAACAUGGAGAAGAACAAAGAUCAAGUUGAAUGAUAACAUAAACAGUGAUUACGUGGAUGUCUUGCCUUAA
Messenger RNA from Chrysochloris asiatica (Cape golden mole), 393 nucleotides. RefSeq names its product SH2 domain containing 1B (gene SH2D1B). The transcript has 4 exons. The coding region runs from base 1 to 393 and encodes 130 amino acids. NCBI's taxonomy places the organism in Eukaryota, Metazoa, Chordata, Mammalia, Afrosoricida, Chrysochloridae. The record is from RefSeq and is a predicted model, not a curated record.